Molecule: messenger RNA, 1176 nt
Organism: Drosophila kikkawai
Lineage: Eukaryota; Metazoa; Arthropoda; Insecta; Diptera; Drosophilidae
Product: TOX high mobility group box family member 4
Biological process (GO): regulation of transcription by RNA polymerase II
Cellular component (GO): nucleus
Molecular function (GO): chromatin DNA binding
Source: RefSeq, a predicted model, not a curated record
UGCCUUGCCUAAUAUUUUUCAACUGCCACAAUACGGUCACACAAGUCUACAAACUAAUAUAAUAAUUAAUAAAUUUGUAUAGUUUUCCUUUGUAAAUAACCCCUGGAGAUUUGCUGGAGGCGCCACCAUGAACCAGUUUCAUGCGCCAUCCUUCGGAGACGAGGUCUUCGAGCUAAAUGACACGCCGGCAGAGGGUCCCAACCAAGCAUCGCGGAGAAUGCUUAGCCUGGAUCACUCCACGUUGAACGAUGACGAUGAGGAUGAGUACGACACAUAUGGCGGUGCCCAGGGCUUGGCGGCACAGCAGCAACAGCAGCCCCAGCAGCAGCAGCAGCAACAGGAGGUGAUGAUUCCCCAGCAGCAGGCACAGACUCCUCCCAAGCCGCUGGCCCCAUUUGCUUUGUUCUUUCGCGACACUGUGACGGCCAUCAAGCAGCAGAAUCCCGCCUGCUCGCUGGAGCAGAUGCAGGUGAUUGUACAGACCAUGUGGGACUCCCUGGAUGAGACGCAGAAGAGCGUGUAUAGUCAGCGGCACGAGCAGGAUAAGCGGGAAUAUCUGCGCCUCAUACGCGACUAUCGCCACCACAUGUCCGAAACGGAGGCCUUGUUGGAGCUAGAAAAUCCAGUUGUUUCCUAUGUGGUUCCCAAGGUUGAGGUGUGUAAGGUGGAGCCAGUAGAACAGCCACAACCACAACAGCCGCCCGAGCAGAUCCAGCUACUUAGCGAGGCGGCCAGGGUGCAAAAGUGUACGCGAGAGCAGUGCAACAAGCCGGCCAUCAUUAAUCCCGACUGGGAGGACGAGUACUGCAGCAACGAGUGCGUCGUCAUCCAUUGCCGCAACGUGUUCAACGAGUGGGCGCUGUCCCUAAAAAGCUCGCCCUCGUAGCACCUCGCCUCCGUUCCGCCUCCGACUGAACCCGCGCCUAGGCUAAGUCUAGACUCUAGAUUCCAUAUGUAACCUAGCUUUUCGUAUAUCGCUCGGGUAUAUACACACACGAAGAUAUGAUAAUUAGUGUAGAAGUCCGUCAGUUUCGGGCGUAAUUAGCAAAUGUGCGGAAACGGAAUGAACGCAAGCCAAGCUUUUUAUAUUUUAAUUAUUAAUAGAUCAACACAUAAAGAUAAUGUUUACUGAAGAGAAGGCACAAUAAAAGAGGCCAACGAUGAAUUUCACUGCAA